Messenger RNA from Penaeus vannamei (Pacific white shrimp), 765 nucleotides. RefSeq lists its product as uncharacterized. NCBI's taxonomy places the organism in Eukaryota, Metazoa, Arthropoda, Malacostraca, Decapoda, Penaeidae. The record is from RefSeq and is a predicted model, not a curated record.
UCAGUAUAUAAGCGCCUUCUGCACCCUUUAGCCUCUCACUUGGGAUUCAAAACCAAACCGAAACUAUGCAAAUCUCGUGGGUGCUCCUGGCGGCGGCGCUGUGGGUGGGCGUGUGCUACGGACAGCUGGACAUCCCCUCUGUGUCCGAUGAGGAAAUGAAUGAAAUCCUCAGCGACGUCCCCAGAGUGGCACAGUGCCUCACCCAGCCUGAUGACAGGUGCCACCCCCUCACCGCCACGGUUCGAAAUAUCUUACCAGAACUCUACAGAAAUGGGUUCCAGUGCAAUACCUGCAGUGAACAGAGCAAGAGGAACAUUAACCAAUUCAGGACUGUUCUGACAGAACGCAAAAACUCGCAGUAUAACAGGCAGAUCCUGCGAUGGGUCACGGAACAGUUAUAAGUGAGGCCCUUCCCCCCACCUCCUCUACCCCCCCCUCUUCCUUCAUAUUACUAUUGGCUUCUUAUUUUUGUCCAUUUUUACAAAUCGGUUAUUUUUUUUCCUUUUUUUCUUUUUUUCUUUUUUUGAAUUGCAGUAAUUAAAUGUCGCAGAGGUGAUCAUCACUGUCAGUAUUGUUAUUAUUUUUUAUCGGUAUUGCUAAUGUCAUCAUUAUUGCCUUGAUCUUAUAGUUAGGAUUAUUAUUGUCAUAAUAAUUCCUAUGCGAUUUUAUUAUUGCUUAUUUUAUUAGGACUGCUGCUAUUUUCAUUAUUACUAUUAUCAUUAUAAUUAUUGUCAUUAUUAUUAUGAUGAUGAUUAUUAUUAUCAU